GUAUUUCGUUUGGUGAGGUUGACUGUUCGCUACAGUACGUUUCGGCCACUGUCGACGUGUCUCUCCGUCUCUCUUCGCCGUGCGUGUCUGUCCCGACUUUAUUUACCUUUUAGCUGGCGUUCCACAAAGAAUAAAGAUCAACUGAAAGUUACAGCCGUGUAUCUUGCGGAUACAAAAGUGCGUAGAAAACGUAGAAAACGCAGCAAAACGAAGAGGAAAAGUUGGCGCAGCCCAAAAAGAAAGAAAAAAGCAAAGCAAAGUGCGCGUGUGUGUUUACGUGUGCGUGUGUGUGAGUGCGUGUCUUUUUCGUCGCUCCCUUUGCAAAAAAUAGUUUCUCCCAGAUACACGACAAUUACUUGGGAGCAAAGCAACAUAUAUCUAAUAGUUAUCAUCAUUAAUUUUUCUUAACAAUUUGGGUUUAAAAGAAAUUUUCCUCGUUGCGGAAUUUCUGUGUGACGUUCCGCUGCCCAAACGUUCCCCGCUCUCUUCGCGCUCUCUCUUCUUUUUUGGCUCUCUCGUGUCGCUUUGCCGCUUUCGGAUUUCAUAAUUUUGUCGCUUUUCGCUUUGCGUAUCUUUAUUUAUAUUUUGCUCCGCUUCCACUGCGUUUCGCUCAGUGUGAAUUUUAAUUGCCCACUUUUUGGAAAAUUCAAAAUACGAAAUUCGAAAUUCUUCACCCGCUGCCCCACCCCCCGAAAAAAACACCAAACAAUAUUAAUAGUUUUACAUUCUUCUCGCCCAAACAGUUUCUCUGACAAAAUACUAUAUGAUUUCACUCAAAAUCUUGGUGUAUAUAUUUUGUGCGAAAUAAAUACAAAUAAAAACCAUAAAUAAAAUCAAGCUAGCCUUGGCAAAAUCAUUGAAAAAUAUUUUUAAAAAAAUACACAAAAAAGAAGAGAUAAAAACCAAAUCGAUAUAAAGUUAUAUUUAUACACACAACGGUUUCACUUUGCAAGUUGUAUACAAAGUAAAAAUAACAAAAAAAAAGCGAUUUACAGUUAUCCACACAAAUUAAUAAAAUUGUUUGAUCGUUAAAAAAACCUCUCAAAAUGAAGUAAAACACAAAAAAGUGCAAAUCAAUGUGCAAAAUCAAAUUAUAUAUUCAAUAAUUAUCACAUAUAAUGCCGCCUAACAAACUAAACAACCAUGGAUUAACGCAUUUAUUGUAGAUUAUUAUCUAUGGGAUUAUACUUGAAGUCAGCGAAAAAGGUUUGAUCGACUUUUUUCAACGUAAAUCAUUAACUAAAAGUGUUUCAUUUACGUUUCGUACGCGAUUUUUAUGUGUAGACAUCAAAUCAACGACAAACCAGAAAUUAGCAGCAUUAUCAUCAGGAAAACCAGCAACAACAACGAAGGGCACAUCUAACGCUUCGGCUAACAGAUGAGCCCCAACAACAGAUGUCAAUUGCUGCAGCCGAAAAUGCAGGGCUUAGCCCAAGUGACUUACCAGAUCAUUGGGCCUCAGGUACAUCAAAUCCAGCGACCUCAACCAGCAGCAGCGGCAGCAUCAGCGCCAGCGGCAGCAACAUCAGCAGCAGCAACAGUAGCAACAGCAAGUACAACAGCGGCAACAUAUCGGUCUGCAACCUGCCGCGCUCUUCGCCGGCCGCUGCCACAGCAGCCGUUACAUUAUCGUCCGCCGGCGGCGGCAUUGGCAGCAACUUGUUGAGCGGAUUGCAUCACGGACUGGCGCCCGGAACGCAUCCAUUGCAGCGCGCGACGGCAGCCAGCGGAGGCGGGGCUGGUGCUGGGGGCGUGGCAGGCGCCUCGACAGCAGCGGCGCUUACACUCCAACAGCAGCAUCACCAGCAGCACCACCAGCAGCACCAGCAGCAGCAGCAACAACAGCACCAACAACAGCAGCAGCAACAAUUGGCCUACCAGCAACACCAGCAACUGCAGCAACAAAUCAAUUCGCAGCGAUCUAUUCAAAAUAAAGCGGCGGCCGCUGCUGCCGCACAAACGGCUAAUAUUGCAGCUGCACUGCAGCGAUCUGCCAUUAUGAAUGCAGUGGCAUCGCCGAUCUCAGCCAACUCUGCCAACUCAGCGACGUCCGGCCGAAAGAUACGACGCAAGACGGAUUCAAAGGUCAAUCUGCCUCAAUCACAAAUCAACAAAUGCAACAAUGAGAAGCGACGUCGCGAGGCAGAGAACGGCUAUAUCGAGCAGCUGUCGGAGAUAUUAACGCUGAACAAGCGUGGUGAUAUGACCUCAACGAAACCGGACAAGGCGGCUAUACUAAACCAAGUGGUUCGAACGUAUCGUGAGAUUUGUGACAAGGGCCAAAACCGUGAUAUAUCCUCAACGUCGACGAGCAACAACAACAACAACUCCACGACAACGACCAACAACAAUACGAAUAGCAACAAUAAUAACAACAGCAACAGCAACAACAAUAACAACAAUAACAAUAACAACACCAGCAAACCGCAAGCAACCUCAACGCGCUGCAGUCGCUGUGCCACGGACAACUGCUCGAUCCAUCCGGUGCAACAGGGCGAGGUCUCCUCGACGGAGCCACCGCUGUCGGAGACAUCUUUGCUCCUUGGCCAGGUGCCAGAGAUAUCGGCGUACUUUGAGGCACUCGAACACUACAUCAGCGGCGUCGGCUGGGUCCUGCUGCAGGUGAACGCCAACGGCAUCAUUGAGUCCUGCACGCAAAACAUUCGCGAGCUGAUCGGCUAUGAGAAGCAGGAGCUGUACCACCAGCCGCUCUACAUGUACCUCUAUAAGGGGGAUCACGCCAAGCUAGAGCCGAUCAUCAACAACAUGAACGUCAAUCCCAAUGGCGCUGGCGGUGGUGGUAGCUCCUCUGCCAGUGGCAGUGGUAGUGGCGCCACCGGAAACGUAGGCGUUUGGGGCGAUCUCGAGGAGCUGAACAAUGGCAAUGCCUCCCAGCAGUCGGCUGGCUCCAAUUCCAGUUCAGGUGGAGCAGCAGCAGCAGGAGGCGGAGGAGGAGGAGCAGGUGGCACUGCGGUGGGCAAGUCGAAGCGCAGCAUCUCCACGAAGGUGCGCAUGCUAGUCAAGGACACACGCACCGCCACCCAAACGUUGUCCAACUGUGAGGAGAAGUCACUGCGACAGUCGGGUCAUCAGGAUAAGUACGAGGAGGUGGUACUCAUAGCGGCUCCAGUCAAGGAUGAUGCGGAUGCCAGCAGCUCGGUGCUGUGCCUGAUCACCCGACCCGAGGACGAAUCUCCGUUGGAGAUCAACAUUCAGCAGCAUGUGCAACAGCAGCCGAUCGAGCAGAUGACCUUCAAGCUGGACAUCCACGGCAAAAUACUCACCCUCGAUCCCACUGCCCUGCGGGAGCCCUUCAAGCAGCACCUGCAGACGUGGGUGGGUCGCCUGUGGCAGGAUCUCUGCCAUCCGCACGACCUCUCCACGCUCAAGUCGCAUCUGCGCGACAUCCAGGACUCGGCCAGCGCUCAUUCACCGGGCGCCGGAGCGGGCUCCAGUGUGGUGUCGCGUCCAUUUCGCCUGCGACUCGGCGCCCCCGAUGUGUAUGUGCAUGUGAAGGCCAACUCGAGACUGUUCCUCAAUCAAACGCCCGGCGAGGGUGACUUCAUCAUGUCCGUGCAGACGUUGCUCAAUUCGGAGAACGACAUGAACAGCAGCAACACGGGAGCGGCGGGCACGGGCACGGGCACAGCCGGAGGAUUGGGUUUGGGGCAGCUGUGCGCCAUGGCGUCGAGUCCCUCGCUGGCCAGCUCACUGCUCAGCACCCUCUCGAUGGACGGAUUGGGAUCCGGUUCGGGUGCCUCCUCUUCGCCGGCCACUUCGGGCAUGCUGCCCACUCAUCUGCUGGGCGGACUUGUGGGUGGCGGUCAGCAGGGUGGCGGUGGUAACGGCACGCAGACAACCAGCGUGGGCGGACCGCUGAUGAGCAGCGCCAUCAUCAACGGCAGCACCAGCGGACUGCAGCAGCAGCAACAGCAACAGCAGCAGCAGCAGCGAUCCGGAGCCAGCUCCUCCGCGGCAAGUUCGUCGGUCAGUGCGCUGGUCAAUGCGUUUACCGCAUCGCCGGCCGCCGCGGAGCAUAGUUUCUAUGGCAGCGACACCUUCGAGUUCGACAUUGCAGCACAUUCCUCAUUCGACAUGGAUCCCAGCGGCGGCGUGGGCGCCUGGACGGAUUCGCGGCCCAAUUCGCGAGCCUCGGUGGCCACGCCGGUCAGCACGCCACGUCCACCAUCGGGCCACGGCUUCAGUCCGGCCGUGUGCGCCUCUCCGGCCACGCCCUACCAGCUAUCCUCGCACUCCGCCGCCAGCCUGCCUUCGCCGCAGUCAAAUGCCAGCGCCGGCGGCGGCAACUACGGUUUCAAUUUCCACUCCUUCGACGCGGGCGAUGUGAAGACCGAGAAGGAUGUCCAGCAGCAGCAGCAGCAGCAACAGCAACAGCAGCAGCAGCAGGGAAACAACAACAGUAACAGCAACACUAACAACGCUUUAAUGGGCGGUUUGCCAAAUGGAGUGAGUGGACUGUUGCUCUCCCAACAACAGCAACAGCAGCAACAGACUCCGCCGCAACAGCAGCAGCAGCAGCAACAGCAGCAGCAGCAGCAGCAGCAACAACAGGAAUCCUCAGAGCGAUUGCGCCAUCUGCUGACCAAGUCGCAGAGCAUGGCCGGCGGUCUGGGCGGACUGGGUGAGGACGAGAAGUACUUUAAGCCGGAGAUUACCGAUGACGAGAAGCUCGCGGGCGGUGGCUUCAAGAUGGGCGGUCAGCCGGGAGGCCUGGGAAUGUUCGGACCCAUGGGACCGAUGGGACGCGGUGGUGUCGGCAACUCCAGCAUGCUGCACAAGGCUGGUAACUCGCAGAAUCCCAUGCUGCUCAAGCUGCUGAACGAGAAGUCGGAGGAGGAUGAUGGCAACGGAUCGGGCGGUGGACCGGGUUCGAUGAACAACUCCCGCCAGAGCGAGCUGAUGCGCCAGCUGAAGAAUCCCGACGGCGGUGGUCAUGGCAUGCAUCGUGGCAGUGCCGGCGGCAACAUGAGCACCGAGGAUCUGAAGGCCAUGCUCAAGAUUCAAAGCGAUCCGUCGCUGCUGAGUCGCAAGCGAUCGCUGAACGAACCGGAUGACGACCCCUCGGCCAAGCGGUCGGAGGACAAGCCCAGCAAACUGUGCACGCAGAACAAGAUGCUGGCCAAGUUGCUGCAGAAUCCGCCAAAGAUACCCAAAGCCCCCAAUCCCGAGCAGCCGUUGCAGGUGAAGGUGCUGCCGGACAUCACCAGCUCCAGCAGUACGCUGGCCGCUCCCGGAAACCUCAUAAGUGCUGGUAGUACUGGGCCCAAAGCGGCCGCCAAUCGCAACAGAAAACAACAGCAGCAGCAGCAACAGCAGCAGCAACAACAGCAGCAGCAACAGCAACAAGCAGCCGGCAUUCCUUCCCAGCAGCAGCCAAACGAUGUCUACCUCAGCCAGCAGCAACAGCAGCAACAGCAGCAGCAACAGCAACUCCAGCCGCCGCAGCUGAACUUCCAGCACCAGCAGCAACUGGCGACCACAGCAACUACCUCAAUUACCACAGCGGCCUCCACUUCGGCUGCGGCGGCUGCAGCAGCGGCGGCAGCAGCGGCGACGGCUAUUCUGGGCGACGGCGACACGGAGUUGUCCAAGCUGCUGGACAGCGUCAUGGAGUACUAUCCGGAUGAUACUCCCAUUGUGACGAACGCACCGUCGGAGGCCUCGGCCAUCAGCGAUAUUCAAAAGUCACUGAUGCUGGACGUGGAGUCGGUUGCCUUUGGCAACGAUCUGAACCAACACCUCAUGAUGGGUCAGCCGCAACAGCAGCAGCAGCAGCACCAGCAACAACAGCAACAGCAAAUGUUGCUGGCGUUGCAGCUGGCCCAACAGCAGCAGCAGCAGCAGCAACAGCAACAGCAGCAACAGCGACAGCAGCAUCUGCAGCAACCGCCUGCCUAUCCGGGCAUGCUCAGUCUGCAGCAGCAACAGCAACAGCAACAACACCAGCAGCAGCAGCAACAGCAAACGCAGCAGCACAUAAUGCAGCGCAUGGAAGCCAUGCGCAAUCAGGUCAACCAGGGCUUCCAGCGACCACCGCCCAUGUACCCAGCCCGCGGACGUGGACCCAUGAAUGCGGUGGCCACUCCCGGGGGCGUGGUCCUGCCCGCCCAGCAGCAAUUGCGUACCAUGCGGCAGCAGCAACUGGCCGCAGCCCAGCAGAAGGAGCGUUUGCUGCAGCAGCAGCAGAAGCAACAGUUGCUCGUCCCCGAGAAUGCCACUGGCAUGAACGCGGGCUUGAACAACAUUGGCUCUUUGCUGAACACGACGGUGGCUCCGAACGUGUCCCUAUCCCGCACCAACCUGCCCUCGGACGCCCAGCUGAGUCCAAACUUUGCCCAGACGCUGAUGCAGCAGCAGCUGAGUCCUGGUCGCAGCACGCCCUACAGUCCGCAGCCCAAUCAAGGCUAUGCCCCUCAGUUCCCGCAACCUGGCCAACGUCUCUCCCCGCAGCAGCAGCAACAGCUCAACCAGCAGCAGCAGCAGCAGCAGAACAAUGCCCAGCAGCAACAGUUGGCCUACCAGCAGCAGCAACAGCAGCAGCAACAGGUUGGCGAUGGCGGUCGUUCCAACACUCCAUUUGGCUCUAAUUCGGGCAUGCAAUCGCCGGGCAUGCAGAAUAGCCCCCAGCAGUGGGGAGCUGGCGGAGGCGGGGCUGGCGGACCUGGUGGUCCACUGCCAGCCGGAAACGCUGGCCGAACGCUGCAGCAGCACAACCCCAUGCUCAUCGCUCAGUUGCAGGGCGUGAGUCCGUACAAUGCGCGUCAAUACCAACAGAACCAGAGACGUGGCCUCAAUUCCCCGGGAGCUGUUGGACCCGGCGGCGCCGGCAAUCCAUCAGCGGCAGCGGUCCUCCAGCGGCAGAACUCGUUUCAGGGUCAGGGCGGCGGUGGUGGAGCCACCACACCCGAUGGUUUCGGUGGCCCACAGUCGCCGUACGGCAGCAAUGUCAACGUUUUCCAGCAGCAACAAUUGCAGCGACUGCAGCGACAGGGCAGUGUGCCACAGGCAACCCAACAUCUGCCAGCCGGCGGUGGAGGAGUAAGCGGUGGCAAUGCCAAUUCCGAGUUCGUCAAGCAGGAGCUGCGGGCGGUGGUCAGUGUGAGGGCCCAGCAGGCGGCAGCGGCGGCCACGGGCGGUGCAGGAGGCGGCGGAGGAGGCGGCGUGGUUCAGCGGGGACAGACGCCGCAGAGUCCGCUGCAACAGGGUGGAAUUGUGGGCGGGGCCAACAGUACAAACGCCAUGGGCAAUGUAACGCCCACGGGCAGCGGCAAUGUCGGCAAUGUCGGCAACUCCAUGCUCAAUACGCCGCCAGAUCCAACGCUGGGCUUUAGUUUUGAGACGCAGGACUUCUUCACCAGCAGCGCCACGAGGUGACCCUAAGGUGGACACCACCGACCAACCCAGGAUCACAUUCAACCAAACUUCUCUUGCGCACGCAUUUAUGGCUCUAAAAACAACAACAAAAACAACAAAAAAUAAUAGGAAAUCAAUGGAUGAAACGGAGGGAGAAGGAGAAGCGUGUAAAUCUAAUUUAAAAUCUUAGCAG
Messenger RNA from Drosophila elegans, 7567 nucleotides. RefSeq names its product neurogenic protein mastermind (gene tai). The transcript has 13 exons. Lineage: Eukaryota; Metazoa; Arthropoda; Insecta; Diptera; Drosophilidae. Gene Ontology annotation, cellular component: nucleus. Gene Ontology annotation, biological process: positive regulation of transcription by RNA polymerase II; cellular response to hormone stimulus. Gene Ontology annotation, molecular function: nuclear receptor binding; protein dimerization activity. The record is from RefSeq and is a predicted model, not a curated record. Bases 1396 to 7395 code for a protein of 1999 amino acids.